AUGUCUGAGUCUUCUGCUCCCCAAGCCCCUGCCCCUCUCGGCCAGAACAGAGGCAUCAAGUUCUCCUUCAAGACUGGCAACGCUCGUUACCAGUGUGUUCUCCAGGACCGCAACCACGAGCGCACCAAGGCUACCCGCCAGAACUCUUCAGACUCUGUCUCUUCCACCGACUCUACCAAGACUGAGAAGUCUUCCCACUAA
Messenger RNA from Fusarium sp. VM40, 201 nucleotides. Lineage: Eukaryota; Fungi; Ascomycota; Sordariomycetes; Hypocreales; Nectriaceae. The record is from the annotation of a GenBank genome assembly.